Molecule: messenger RNA, 2825 nt
Organism: Chenopodium quinoa (quinoa)
Lineage: Eukaryota; Viridiplantae; Streptophyta; Magnoliopsida; Caryophyllales; Amaranthaceae
Product: serine/threonine protein phosphatase 2A regulatory subunit B''beta-like
Exons: 13
Coding region: 617-2239 (540 amino acids)
Biological process (GO): protein dephosphorylation
Cellular component (GO): protein phosphatase type 2A complex
Molecular function (GO): protein phosphatase regulator activity; calcium ion binding
Source: RefSeq, a predicted model, not a curated record
CCAGCUUGAAUACAGGAUAUGAUGUCCCAAACCAAGUACCAUGAAGUCAUGGACCAUAUUACUACUCCUCCUCAUAUGCUAUUUUCAUUUUGUAAGAGAAAAAAAGACUAAAAAAAAAGCCUUUUAGCAUUCGACGUGUCCCUUCCUUUCAUUGAGGCGCCCUCUUCUGAAACCACCUCUCUCUUUCUCCUUUUUCUCUCUCUAUCAUUCUCUCUCCUCCUCCUCCUUCGUUCUUCUUCUUCAUUUUCUCCGAGGGCUCCGAUUUCGAGGCCUCGAAUCCCACCAUUUUCCGAUCUCUUUCUCUGUAAUCUGCUGCUUUCGAUUCUCGCUUCAUUCAAGAUCUGUUGAUUUCUUGUUUUUCGCGAAUUCAUUUUUCGUCGAGUACCGCGGAACUGAAUCUUGAUUUGGAAUUUGUUUUGAUUUUGGGGGUUUUAAUGCUCGUGAAUCAAUCGUUGAUUUAUUGGGUUGAUAUUCGAAAUUGUCAAGCGAUUUGUGGUUCCUCGCUAUUGUUGUUGUAGCUGUUGUUCAUCGUCUAGGGUUUGGUGAUUUCAUCGUUUUGCAUGUUGUUACGUAGUUUUAUUCAGAGAUUGAUCCCUGAUUCUUGAUAAUUUUGUUAAUGGAUAUGAAUUUUAAUGGAGAUUUGGUAGCUCUUGAUGCUGAGCUCUUGCAAUUGCCUGAGGUUUCGCCGUUGGCGCUUAAAGCGAAUCCUUAUAUUGCCCAAGACUUGUUUGAGCAAUGGCUUUCGCUUCCCGAAACCAAUCGUUUGGUAAAAUCACUAGUUAAUGACGCAAAAGCUGGGAAUCCUUUAAAUGUCGCCGGAAAUGCUUCUAGUACAAAUGCUGCUGCUAGCAAUUCAAUACCAUCCAUGUUUCCUGCUGGGAGUGCGCCUCCACUCUCACCGAGAAGCUCAUCAGGUUCACCUCGUAUUAUGAAACAGAGGGCCGGUCCUUCUUCCUUAGGAAGCCCACUUAAAGUAUUGAGCGAGCCAGUGAAAGAGCUGAUACCACCGUUUUACUUUCAGAACGGGCGUCCAGCACCAAAGGAACUGAAGGAGCGGUGCCUGUUUAGAAUAAAUCAGUUUUUUUACGGUCAUACAGAAGGCCUUCCAAUGAAUGCAGAGUUCAAAGCUGUUACGAAAGAAAUAUGCAAGCUCCCGUCCUUCUUCUCUACUGUCCUCUUUCAAAAGAUUGAUAGCAGUAGCACUGGAUUUGUCACCAGGGAUGCUUUUGUUGAUUAUUGGGUCAACGGUAAUAUGCUGACCAUGGACAUAGCUACUCAAAUAUAUACUAUCAUGAAGCAACCAGACUGCAAAUAUUUGACCCAGGAUGACUUUAAGCCUGUACUUCGAGAGCUUUUGUCAACUCAUCCAGGACUGGAAUUCUUGCAGAGUACGCCAGAGUUUCAGGAAAGAUAUGCGGAAACUGUUAUAUACAGAAUUUUUUACUACAUUAAUAGAGCCGGAAAUGGUCAACUAACCCUCAGAGAGCUGAAGCGUGGAAAUUUAAUUGCUGCUAUGCAACAAGCUGAUGAAGAAGAGGACAUUAACAAAGUUCUGAGGUACUUCUCCUAUGAGCACUUCUAUGUGAUAUAUUGCAAGUUUUGGGAGUUGGACACAGAUCACGAUUUCUUCAUUGAUAAAGAGAACCUUAUCAGAUAUGGGAACCAUGCACUUACUUACAGGAUUGUUGAUAGAAUAUUUUCCCAGGUUCCGAGAAAGUUCACUAGUACUGUUGAGGGCAAGAUGGGAUAUGAAGAUUUUGUUUAUUUCAUAUUGGCAGAGGAAGAUAAAUCUUCAGAACCCAGUCUUGAAUAUUGGUUUAAAUGCAUAGACCUCGAUGGAAAUGGAAUCAUCACAAGGAACGAAAUGCAAUUUUUUUAUGAAGAGCAGUUGCAUCGAAUGGAGUGCAUGGCUCAAGAACCAGUGCUUUUUGAAGAUAUAUUAUGUCAGAUCAUUGAUAUGGUUGGACCUGAGAACGAGAGUUAUUUCACCAUUCGUGAUCUGAAAGGAAGUAAACUUUCAGGAAGCGUGUUUAAUAUCCUCUUUAAUCUAAAUAAGUUUAUGGCCUUUGAAACUCGUGACCCAUUCCUUAUUCGCCAGGAGAGGGAGAAUCCAACCUUGACAGAUUGGGAUCGGUUUGCACAUAGAGAGUAUAUUAGACUUUCUAUGGAAGAAGAUGUUGAAGAUGCUUCUAAUGGAAGUGCAGAAGUAUGGGAUGAAUCUCUUGAGGCUCCCUUUUGAGUUGGAUAUGUUGCUUCACCACAAGAUGCGAGUUCUUUCAUAAAGCAGGCCAUCGGAUGGGAGCAUUGUCAAUUUAAUGGAGUUGGCCUAGUUAACGACACUCAUCUUCAUCAGUCACGGAUGCCUAAGCUGGGUUAUUGAUGUAUACCUUAAAUAUAAGAUGCCUCGAAGAUUUUAUCUGAUAACAAGCAGUGCUUAUUUUGUCGGCUCCAUAUCGGAUCCCGCUGGCCUCUUUGGGGAAGAGGAGCGGUCAUUUGCUGACAGGUGAUUAGUUGAAACCAAGAAAUGGUAGUGUUAGAACAUUUGGCAAUUCUUUUGGGUCUUCGCUGUAAGAUGUCGUUUGGUCUUUUUCUUUCCCCUUUUUUUUUCUUAUCUAUUCUUUCAAUUUAAAUAUUUUUCUCAAGUACUCGUAUCUUUUUAAGGAGGAUUUUUUUUUAUAUGUAUCAAAGAUGUCCCUUGUUAUGCCAAUGGCUGGGUUACUUGGACAGUUUUUCUCUUGUGAUAUAUUGAGCUAUUAGUUUAAUGUUAUGUUCUGGAAACGGCAAGGUUAAAUGAGAACAAUAGCAAGAUAUUCUGUUGCACAGAA